AUGAGAAACUAUCUAUCUGGUACCAAAUCGGAUUUGGUUAAGGCACAAGAGCAAACAGAGGAGAUCUCUGUUGCUUCUUUACAGGAUCUUUUGACCUUCCGAUGUCCUCCAGUUUCCUCAGUCUCUCUGGUCUCUCCAGUAACUGCUCAGGAAAUCUAUGAGGCGCUUCUUUCUCUGCCUAAUGACAAGGUGUCGGGACCGGAUGGGUUUACUAAAGAGUUCUAUGUGGCAGCUUGGAAAGUGAUAGGACAGGACUUCAUCACAGCUAUCCAGUCCUUCUUCCUAUUUGGGUUCCUCCCGUCUGGUAUCAAUGCGACAAUACUCUCUCUUAUUCCGAAGACUGAGAAUGCUGAGAAAAUGAAAGAUUUCCGCCCCAUUGCCUGUUGUAACCUUCUGUAUAAGGUAAUCUCCAAGGUACUUGCAAACAGAUUACGAAUUAUUUUUCCGGACGCCAUUGAACCUAAUCAGAGUGCCUUCAUUACCGGUAGACUGCUCCUUGAAAAUGUGUUACUAGCUUCAGAGUUGGUCAAUGGCUAUCAUAAGUCUGCUGCUACGCAAAGAAGUGCUAUCAAAUUUGAUAUCUCCAAGGCUUUUGAUACAGUCAAAUGGUCCUUUAUAACUUCUGUGUUAAAAGCUAUGGGUCUGCCGGUUCAAUUUGUGCAUUGGAUUGGUCUAUGCAUCUCCACUGCAGCAUUUUCCAUCUCAGUUAAUGGUAGUCUGGAGGGCUUCUUUACCAGUGCUAGAGGUAUCAGACAGGGGUGCUCACUUUCUCCCUAUCUCUACGUCAUUCUUAGUAAUGUUCUGUCCAAGCUUCUCAAUAAGGCAGCAGCGGCAGGAGAGUUUCAGUAUCAUCCUCACUGUCAGGGAGUAGAAUUGACACAUCUAAGCUUUGCAGAUGAUAUAGUAGUGUUCACUGAUGGAUCAGUUGAUUCACUAAGAGGUGUAAUGGAGGUGAUGAGUGAUUUUGCCGCGAUGUCAGGACUCCAUAUCAACGCGUCAAAAUCUACUAUUUUUGCCGCAGGCCCAGCCUUGGACACACUUUUAGAGGAAGCUACAGCUAUGGGAAUCAGUGCAGGCACGCUCCCAGUCCGUUAUUUGGGUUUGCCGCUGACGACUAAAUCUCUCACUCCGAUCGAUUAUGAACCGUUGAUCGAUAAGCAUUCAUUCUGCCAGCCAAGUGCCUCGAUACUAUUGAAAGUAUGUGCUGCGCUUUUCUUUAGUCUGGAUCUCCCAACCAAACACAUAAGGCGAAGGUUAGCUGGGCAGAACUAUGUUAUCCCAAAGAAGAGGGUGGGUAGUUCCUUCUGGGAUGUAAGGGAUACACAGAAAGGGUCUUGGAUGUGGAGGAAACUCCUCAAACUUCGAGAUACUGCCUAUAAUUUUCUCAAGUUUGAGGUCAAGGAUGGUAAAUCAACUUACUUCUGGUUUGAUAAUUGGCUAGAUAAGGGACGCUUGAUUGAUAUCACGGGUGCAGCUGGUACCACCUACAUUGGUCUACCUUGGCGAGCUACUGUUAGCGAAGCGGUUAAACAGAAUGAAUGGGCACUACGAGGACAGCAGAGUCGACACUAUCAUGAUCUUCAUGCUGCCAUCAUAGCUGAACCAGUCCCUGAUGCUCAGUAUGGACGAGAUGUGGUCUUAUGGAAAGCUGGAGAUGAUGAUUAUCAUGAGAACUUCUCUUCCAAGAAGACGUGGGACCAAAUUCGAGUGAAAAAGGGGCCAGUGGGAUGGAGUAAGGGUUGUACGUUGUGUGGCGAGGUUGAUGAGACAAGGGACCAUUUGUUCUUUGCAUGCCCAUACUCUUAUACGGUUUGGCAUGGACUGGCAAAUCGUAUCAUGGGUUCUCAUACUGAUCCGGACUGGCAGCUCACACUAGACUACAUGGAGGGGUUCCGAGAUGGGUCAAUGGAUACUAUUCUUAUCAAAAUGUUGUUUCAAACAACUAUUUAUCAUAUCUGGAGGGAACGGAAUGCGCGGAGGCACCACACCAGUUGGAUGACAGCAGAAGCUAUGAGCAAGACAGUAGACAAAGCGAUAAGGAAUCGCAUUUCAUCGCUUAAGUACAAAGCAGGGCAUAAGCUUGAGGGGCUUAUGCGACGGUGGUUCACUCACACUAUGUAG
This is a messenger RNA of Brassica napus (rape), 2121 nucleotides long. RefSeq lists its product as uncharacterized. The transcript is spliced from 5 exons. NCBI's taxonomy places the organism in Eukaryota, Viridiplantae, Streptophyta, Magnoliopsida, Brassicales, Brassicaceae. The coding region runs from base 1 to 2121 and encodes 706 amino acids. The record is from RefSeq and is a predicted model, not a curated record.